Molecule: messenger RNA, 2406 nt
Organism: Pyricularia grisea
Lineage: Eukaryota; Fungi; Ascomycota; Sordariomycetes; Magnaporthales; Pyriculariaceae
Exons: 4
Coding region: 25-2181 (718 amino acids)
Biological process (GO): lipid metabolic process
Cellular component (GO): cytosol
Molecular function (GO): acetoacetate-CoA ligase activity
Source: RefSeq, a predicted model, not a curated record
CGGAAAUAAACAAAACAAGUCACCAUGGAGAAAACAAAGCGAGAUACUCUUGACUCGACCGGGGACGACUUGUCCCCUCCCCAGGAUAUGGCAUCCCAUCAGUCUAAGCGUGUCAAAAUGGGCAAUGGGGAACCCGGCGGCGUGGAACUCUGGAGACACCCGGAUCCAAAGUCCACACCCAUGUGGAAAUUCCUCGAGCACGUCAACUCGACCAGGUCCCUCAGCCUCCAGAACUACGAGCAGCUGCACAAGUGGUCCACCGCCGAUCCCGCUGCGUUCUGGGCUGAUGUCUGGCACUACGCCGGCGUCGUGGCUUCCAAGCCUUAUGAUGAGGUCCUGCCCGAGGGUGGUAUGUUCCCGAGGCCGAAUUUCUUCAGCGGCGCCCUCUUGAACUUUGCCGAGAACCUCUUGUUCCCGCCUGGCGUCGAUAUCGACCCGUCGUCCGUUGCCAUCAUCACCGCAACCGAGACCGACGAAAAGGAGACGACCUGGGCCGAGCUUCGGGACAUGGUCAAUCGCUGUGCCGCCUCGAUUCGCGCUGCUGGGCUCCAGCGCGGAGACGUCGUGGCGGGUUACAUCUCCAACCACGUCGAGGCCCUCGUCGCAGCGUUGGGCGCCGCCAGCAUUGGUGCUUUGUGGACCGGCAUCAGCCCGGACAAUGGUGUCAGCGCCGUGCUCGAUCGGCUGGUCCAGGUCAGACCCAGAGUACUGUUUGCCGACAACGGCACGACCUACAACGGCAAGUCUUGGGCCAGCACGCCCAAGACCUUGGAGAUAGUCGGGGAGCUCAAGAAGCACGGCCUCGAGCUUGUAGUUGUCACCAGAAAUCUGCAGGCCGUCGACUUGUCCUUGGAAGAAAUUCGUGCUCUAGACGUCAAAGCCGACGACUUUGACCAGUUCUUGGCUGCAGCACAAGUGGAGCAGAACGGUACAGGCUCGAAGCAGCAGUUUGACCAGCUACCCUCUGACCAUCCACUAUUCAUCCUUUAUUCGUCAGGAACAACAGGUGUGCCAAAGGCGAUUGUACACUCGGCUCUGGGGACUUUAAUCCAGCACAAGAAAGAGCACCUCCUUCAUGGGUCGCUAAACCCCAAGUCGCGAAUGCUUUACUUUACAACUACAUCAUGGAUGAUGUGGCACUGGAGCAUAACCGCCCUCUCCGUCGGCACAUCCCUGGUUUUAUAUUCGGGCUCUCCAUUUCGCCCCGAUGGCUAUCUGUCGCUCCCAAGGCUACUUUCUAAGCUCAGGGUAACUCACUUUGGCACCUCGGCGGCCUACCUGACCGCCCUGGAGGCAAACAAAAUAUACCCCGUACGCGAACCCGGCAUCGAUCUUUCUUCACUUGAGGGCAUCUACUCCACCGCCGCACCUCUACCGCCCUCCACAUUUGCCUUUGUAUACGAGGCUUUUCCCUCCAAAGUCCACCUGGCUUCGAUAACGGGUGGAACGGAUAUCAUAUCCCUCUUCGGCGCGCCGUGUCCACUGCUGCCCGUCCGCGCGGGUGAGGUCCAAUGCGCCGGCCUGGGGAUGGCCGUGGCCGUCGUAGACUCUGCAUCGGACCCGGAUAAACCCAUCCUCAUUACCGACGGCGAGCCGGGUGACCUCGUCUGCACGGUGCCCUUCCCCUGCCAGCCCCUGACCUUUUUUGGCAACGACGGCGACGAAAAGUACCGCAAGGCGUACUUUGAGCGCUUCCCCGGCAUGUGGCACCACGGCGACUUUGUCCGCCAGGUGGACGGACCCUCGGCCGGGCUCGUCAUGCUUGGCAGGUCCGACGGCGUGCUGAAACCGGCUGGUGUUCGUUUUGGCUCUGCCGAGAUCUACAACAUUCUCACAAAGUUCUUCCCCGGCGACGUCGAGGACGCACUCUGCGUCGGAAGGAGGCGCGAGGGCGACACGGACGAGGCCGUCUGCCUGUUUGUCGUCCCCGCUGCCGGUAAGAGCUUUGAUGAUGAGCUUAAGGGCCGGAUCAAGACGACGAUUCGCACCGAGCUCAGUCCCCGGCACGUCCCCGCGUUUAUCGAGGAGGCUGAAGGCGGUAUUCCCAAAACGGGCAACGGGAAAAAGAUCGAGGUCGCCGUGAAACAGAUCAUCUCGGGGAUGAAGGUAAAGACGAAUGCGAGUGUGGCCAAUCCCGAGUCUCUUGACUGGUUCAGGGCCUGGCAUGAGCAGCACCCGUAGACUUACCUAUCGCUGUUUGUUGAUCGCCGUCGGACAAAAAGCUUCCAUGUCCAAGAGGUAACUCCUGUGGCAGCCUACUGUCUAUAAUCCAUAAGAAUGUGUCGUAAUUACAGGCAAAAAACGCAUAGUAUAGGAGGUAUAGGUACUGGUCUAGAAAAAGCAAAGCAUAGAUAAAUUUAGAUAUCUUUGUCGCUCUGGAGACCCAUCAUCGUUGAUCAGACCUGG